Molecule: messenger RNA, 570 nt
Organism: Echinostoma caproni
Lineage: Eukaryota; Metazoa; Platyhelminthes; Trematoda; Plagiorchiida; Echinostomatidae
Source: the annotation of a GenBank genome assembly
GCAGAAGAAUUGAAUCGUAUCGUAGGUGAUGCUUUCCAGUUGGCCUAUGCUCGUCAGCGUAUGCUUAAACUACAACGUAGCGGGACGAAAAUGCUGUCUCCGGAUACACAGCCCAUUCCACACCUGUGCGAUCGGUACAAUCCCUGGUCCUAUCAAACAUCUGACGAGUCUGGGGCGAAUGAGUGUAACAACGGUACUGGCAAUAAUGCUCCAACCAAUACAAACAAUAAUCCCAGUCCAGCACAUAUUCCUCUAAUGCUCGAAUUGCCCCCACCACCCAGUUGUCCUCCUCCACCCCCGAUGGGAACGGAUCCGAACGGAUCUUUAGCUCAUUGCUCAUCCUCGCCCGAGCUGACUACUACACCGAUUUCCGGAACGAAUGGUUUAGUCCUCAGUCCCGUUUCCCAAAAUACUACCAAUGGAGUUAGUCCAACUUGUACAGGCACAAGCGAUUCGAAUUUCUUCUUCGCAACGAAUCGUGAUGUUACUAAUUCCGAUGCGAAUGGUCAUAUGCAUUCACAGAACAAAACGAACGGAUUGAAUAGUUCAGAUGAUUUGGAGAGCCGGUAA